Drosophila serrata is the source of this 6126-nucleotide messenger RNA. RefSeq names its product maestro heat like repeat family protein c11.1 (gene c11.1). Lineage: Eukaryota; Metazoa; Arthropoda; Insecta; Diptera; Drosophilidae. The record is from RefSeq and is a predicted model, not a curated record. Gene Ontology annotation, cellular component: cytoplasm.
UCCAUUAUUGUUGUUUUCGUUUUUUCCGUCGCGAAGUCGCAAAAAUAUAUAUAUUGAGAUAUAUCUCGAAAUCCAGACAAACUGGAGAAGUGGAAGAGAACGCGCAACUCCACCAAAAAGAUGGAUGAGCGAGGAGGCGGCGGUGCUGGCGGUGGGGGCGCGGGCGGCUCUGGAGGAUCAACAACAACGAGCAACAACAAAUCAGCUGCUGCUGCUGCAUCUUCGUCGGCGGCGCCUGUUGAUAAGCCAACGGUUCUAGAAGGUGUUCUUCACAACAUUUUCGAUGGGCUGACGGACAAGGAGGAGCAGGUGCGCGGCGCCAUGCAGCAGGCCAUUGUAAAGAUUCUGGAAACGCAUCCGGAAAGGGCGGCAGAGAUCCUCAGCGAUUAUCGCGCCCAGCAGCCCAAGAUGAGCGAUCAGACCGUGGCCAUGCUGCUAGAUUGCAUUCGUCGCGUGGUGGGUGCGGAAAAUCCCUUACCGGCAAGUGCCAAUCAGAAACUGAUUGCCCUGGCCUUGCAGGAGCUCACAAGAAGCCCAGAGCACGUGCCUCUAAUACAGAAUCCCGCCCAGCGUAUACUUGUGGCCAUUGGCCGGAGCAGUCCCGACAGCUGUGCCCAGGUAAUGGAAGCUCUGCAGGAGAAAAAGGGACCAAAUCCCGAUGGAAGUGGUGUUCCCCACUUUAUGCUAAUGCAAAGUCUCGGCCUGCUGGCCACAGAGCAUCCUGCGGGCGUUGUGCCGCACAUCAAGGCCAUAUUGAGCAGAUGCCAACCGCAUUUGGGAGGCAUACGCCAGGAUCACAUUAAGCAGGCUCAUGCUUAUGCAAUCGGACGGUUUAGUGAGGCCUUGCUGGAGGAGGGCGGCAAGGCAGAGGAUGAGGAUGCGGAGGAGAAGCGAUGCUCUACGGAGAUCAGUGUGGCCUACGAUGUGCUCUUCAACCAAUGGCUGCACUCCCGUGAGCCCAAGGUCUGCGUGGAGAUUCUGCAGGCCCUGUCCAGCAUGUAUCCCCUGUUGCCACGCGAUCGCAUCCAGGACCAGGCAGCCAGGCUGGUGCCCCAAAUACUUGCGCUCUACCGUCGGAGCGUGGACAGGAAUGCGGUCACCCAGUUCCUCUGUUCGGUGUUGAAGACGAACCUAGCACUGAAUCCCCAGGUCCUGGAUGGCAUAAUUGAUCCGUUGAUCACGAACCUGUUCGAUCUCUUGUGCGUAUACCCGGACUACGAAAAGCCGCAGACGGUCAAGGGCCACUACGAAGUGCUGCGCUGCUUCCAUUUGCUGGCUGGCCAUCGUCCCUACUCGGCCCGGAUCAUGGACACCUUGCUCAUCCAUCUGCGAAACAACAGCGAAAGGGAGCGAAUGAAGUCUCUGCUCAUACUCACACACCUGCUGAACUCGUGUGCGGGAAAUAUAGAGAAUCGCAUCCCGGCCCUGAUAGAGUGCCUGAAGCAGCUGAUCCUCAGCGAGAGAGGCAUCAAGAUGAAACUGACGUUGCUCAAGACCAUUGUGGCGCUCGCUCAGAAAUCUCAUAUUCGGGACAAGGAGUUCGUGUGGUUCGUGGUGCGGCACAGCUGCCGCUACUCCAAGCCCAGUCAGGAGCACGGCAGCCAGGAAGAACACUCGAACCUGGCGCUUAGCUGUGAGAACACCCUUUACAUGCUGGCCUCCACGGUGGGCACUCUGGACGAGCUGCUCAAGCGGGAAUUGCUCAAUUACUUUAUCCUUUUGGACUACACCGAUAUCUGCGGAAAUCUGGCCAAGUGUCUGGCCAGUUUAUUUGCCAAAUCACCGCACAUUGAGUACGAUAUAGCGACGGGCGAGGAUGAUGUGGCCACCGACAAUAAUGCUGCCACAGAAGGAGCCGCCGCGGGAGCCGAGGAUCGUGGUGCAAGCAGCGUGGUGAAACGCGGCAAGGUGAUGGUGCCGGGGGCGGAAACCAUCUAUGCCCGGUGCCUGGCCCUGCUGGGCAAUCAGGAGCACUGCAUCAAGCGCUGUUCGAACAUACUCAGCUUCCUGCGCUACUACCAUCCGCAGGUGAAUCCCGCCCUGGAGGAACUCUGGGAGCGACGUAUACCCGACUUGCAGCUGCAGAUUAACAGGGAGAGCGCCUAUCGGCAGCAGCUACACGACUUUGUGCUGGAAACGAACGAGUUCCUUGGCGGACUGGACGAGAAUUUUGCCCAACGGCUGGCCAGCAAACUGGCUGAUCAAAUGUACUUGUAUCCCAUCCAGCUGCCCAACUCGGAGUGGCAUCUCCCAGCCGACUUGAGUGCGGAGCGUGGAAUGCUGCUCCAGGCCGUGGCCCUGACCCUGCUCCAGGUGACCGAUGUGGCCUGCAUUCACACCAAGAUCGAUCUCAUUGUGACGAGUGCGCGCCAGGAGCGAUUGGACAAGCAUGUGAAGCAUGCGGACUAUGAGAAGCGUAUCGAGCCCUGCGCCCGGGCCCUGGGCUAUAUAUCGCGACAGCACCUGGGCCUGCUGGUCAAGAAACUAACAGAGCUGGCCCAGGUGGGCGGGCGAAAGCACUCGACGGGCUUCUUCAGCAACCUACACUUUAUCAAGGACACGCACAAGGAGCUGGAGAACUACAAGAGCAACUUGCUGGUGGUCAAGUCAUUUGGCCGCAUCAUGGACGAGGCGGAUCCCCUGCAGUCGUUGCAGCACCUGGACGAGGACGAUACUCUGCUGGGCUUCCUCAUGCAGCAGCUGGCGGGGCACAAGGAUCAAACGAUUAUGUCGGCCAUCCUGCAAACGCUUCUCAGCAUCUGCAAUCAAUUGAUUGCCACCAAGGAGCAGCUAACAUCGCCACUGCGCCACCGCAAACAGAUCAUGGAGACUGUGUUCAGCAUACCAAUUGAGGCGCCCUUCCACGACCUGCCCCUGCUGCCCACCAUUCUCAAGCUGGGCACGGACUUCAUACGCAUCGGUGGUCCCGACACCGAGGAGUGCGUAGAUGGCGGCGUGAUUUUUGAGAUUGCGUGCCGCAACUUCUUCGGUUGUGCUCAGCAGCUGAAGAUGAAGUUCGACUCGCAGGAAGAGGACGAGCGCAACAGCUUCCUGGCCAAGCAUCUGAACGAGUCAUUGCCACAGCUUAACGCCCUGGUGCGGGCCAUCGUCGAGCUGGAUGCCUCGCCGGCCACUUUGGAUCUGAUUAUUGGCAUACUGGAGACCUGGACCAGGGAUCGCAACUCGGAGGUGCGCAUCUGCGCCAGCCAUGUCUUCAACAACACCUUGGAGGUGUACAUCAAGGCGAUGCGCAUUGGUUGCGAGGCGCCGUCCAAGUUCAAUCAGACUGGACAAAUGCUGGGCAAGAUUGUGCCCAGGUGCAUCGAUUCAAAUGGCACCGUACGUCAGGUGUCGGUGGAGAUCCUGCAGAAGACGCUGGAGAUUGCCUGCAUCUAUGAAACCCUGACAAUAGCCAGCAUCGACAGCAAUGCCGACUGGCUGAAGGAGAUCGAGGUGAUCAAGGAGCACAUCAUCACCGACGAGCCGAAGCAGAUCUACAAUCUGGCCGGCGACAUAGCCAAGAUCAUUGCGCUGCGCAUCUCCAGUUUCCAGUACUUACAAUUCUGUAAAACCUUGCUGCAAUCGCUGCGUGACCCGGAGCAGAGUUCCACCAUCGGUGCCAGCGUUGUGCUCAAGUUCUUCAUCCAACAGAAGGGCUCGGAGCUAUUCCAUGCCAUUCCCGAUCUCGUGCGUGACAGUUUGCUGGCGCUGCAGGUGUGCGAGGUGCCCAGGGCCAAGUCUGGGGUCCUGAAGGCACUGGUGGCUCUAACAAAGCAUCAUCCCAAGUUGGUUUGCGCCGAAAUGCUUAACCAUCCGCUGCCCUACGAUCCGCAUCUGGUGGAGUAUUGGCAUCUGGUGUGCAACGAUCCCGAGCUGACGGGCCUAAUGCUGGACAUAUUCCUGCAACUGCUGAGCGGAGCAGCGAUUCAAGAGGGCGGUGGUGGUGGCCAGGAGACGGCGACAACGGAUCGCCAGAAACUGGCCAGCAGUCAGCCGUUUGCCAUCUUUUCUGCAUUGCAUGAGAUGAUGCCCUGCAAGGACAUCAAGGGGCAACUGGAGGCGCGCUUUCCGGACAUGUUCAGCAUGCUGCUGACCUCCCUGAGCAGCUACACCAACUUGGCCGCUCCCAAUUCGAUGAAUGCUUCUAUAAGUCCCAAUCAAACGCAACCAACGGGCAAAUCCAAGUUCGGUUUCGUGCCCAACAAGGAGCUGAUAAAGCUGAAUCCCUGCCAAAUAGCCCUGGAGACCUUUCAGGCCUUCCUCACCAACCUGGAAAUGGAGCAGAUCGCCAGUGUGCUCAGCGUCAAUGCCCAGCUGGCCAGCAGUGCAGACUGGCACAGCUACAUUGAGCUCCUGACCCCCAUGGCCAUUGGACUGGGUCAGCAGCUGCAGCUGGGCAGUCCGCAGAUGCGACAUUUGGUCAGUUCGCUGAGCAAGUAUGUGGCGUCGCCUCACGAUGGUCAGCGUGUGGCAGCUGUGGGUCUAUUCUCACGCCUGGUGCCGCUGAAACCCACCGGAGAGCUGGCUGCCUCCAUACUACUCCACUUGGGUGCUGCCCUAUCCGAUCCCAAUGCGGUGGUGAGAGGUCUCAGCAUCCAGGGCAUGGGAUAUGUCGGUCAUCUGAACGAAAUGGAGGCGAAACGCUACUCGGAAACGGCCAUUUCGGCUUUGUUGAAGGGCGUCGACGAUCCUGUUGGUGACUGCCGCCUGAUCAACAUUCCGCUGGAGAGCAUGCGCGGUCUCUCGGGUAUCUUGAGGGCUUUGCCCAGCGAGCGAAUUGAAUCCUUCCACGUCUCCCUGGCCAUUCGAAUACGCCCCUUCCUGGGUAAUUAUGCACUGGAAAUGCGCGAGGCGGCCAUCCAGCUAUUUGGGGAUUUGUGCGAAGGCGGGAGCAGUAGCUGCUCCUCCUCACCCACCACCACCUCGUCCAUGGAGGCGCUGAAGGAACAGCUACUGGCGAAUCUAUUUCCGCUUCUGCUCCAUCUCAGCGAGAGCGAAGCUGUCAUUGUGGCGGCCUGUCGGGGUACUUUGCAGCGGGUGUGCCGCCUGCUUCCGGCACCACGGGUCAUAGAGAUGGCGGAGCAGCAGUUGGGCGGCGAGGACCGUGGAGUUCGCCUCAAUUAUGGCAGUUUUGUGGUGGACUUUGUCAAGCUAAUUGCCCAGGAACUGACGGAGCACAUCCAGGACUUUAUUGACUCCUGCCUGCCGCAGCUGCGUAGCCAGUGGCCAGAGGUGCGGGGCAGUGCAGCCAUUGUGAUUGGCAUCCUGCACAACUUCCUCAGCGAACGAAACAUGCAAACGGAAUUGGUGGCCAGCAAGAUCGCAAUGCUGCUCAAGGACGAACAGGCGGCGGUGCGUGUGAGGGCUGCCACUGCCCUCGGUUACUUCUUUGGCGACAUCUAGGGACCAAUCCAUUAUCUCGAUUAAUUACUAUCCAUGUUUUUGUAAAUUUAUGUACGCCUUAGUAUUCUCUCCAAGUGUGUGAUCCCGUGCUGCCUCAGCCAUUGUUUCCCUGAAUUUUGUUUGUUUUGUUAUUCAAUCGAAAAUCCACGUUAUACACUAGAUACUACUAUAUAUACAUAUAUCCAUAUAAUACCGAUAUUUAUAUAUAUUUAUAAACACGAUUUUAUGCGGAGCGUUUUACAAGCUGUAAGGCAGUGUAUUGUUGGCAUUAUUUAAUGUUUUCUACAAAAGAAAAAGUAAAAGACUCUUGUUAUGGACAAUAAUUGCAUCAUAAUACAGGAUUUCUUGAGGUAAACAUGUGAUCUAAAUCAUUUCCCAACUAAAAUAUUUGUAUACAAUCAAAUCUUUGUGAUGUUUUUAACAUGGUACAGUGAAUGCAGACGAAUUUUAAGGCCAUCUAGCGUAAAAAUGUUAAUAUUUUUGAAUAGUAAUUAAAUAUAUAUUAUUACAUUGUUCUUGAAUUCGAUAACACUAAAGUUACUGAAGUUAAUGCUCGAUUUGGAUCGGAUUGUCUUUGAAUCUACAUAAGUUUUUACUAUAAUUGUAUUAUGUCUAUUAUUUUUUUAUAUUUUUAAUAGCACAGAGAGUGAAACUUAUUAUUUCUUCAAUAUUACGCUGAUUUUUUUCAUUUUAAAGACCAAUUUUCGCAAAAAUGUUAUUGAA